This is a messenger RNA of Neodiprion fabricii, 3108 nucleotides long. RefSeq names its product protein Wnt-6-like. Gene Ontology annotation, biological process: neuron differentiation; multicellular organism development; canonical Wnt signaling pathway. Bases 1018 to 2097 code for a protein of 359 amino acids. Gene Ontology annotation, molecular function: frizzled binding; cytokine activity. The record is from RefSeq and is a predicted model, not a curated record. Gene Ontology annotation, cellular component: extracellular region. The transcript is spliced from 5 exons. Lineage: Eukaryota; Metazoa; Arthropoda; Insecta; Hymenoptera; Diprionidae.
CUCAGCAAGAAUCAGCCGCUUACUUCUGCCGGUCCUUUCCCAUACUCUUACCUUUCGAUACAUCUUCGCGGCAUUUAAAGUAAUCUCCGAGAUUGGGCAACCGCACGUUACCUUCGCACUCGGUUCGUCCGCGACGCAUCCUCGUGGUGAUCCUCAUCCCUUCAUGGAUUAUCCACCUGGAACCGGCGACGAGGCGAUCGAUUGAUCGUCGAGGAGAGUACCUACCUGUCACACCGGCGAAGAUCCACCUGCUCCAGGGGUAGUUGAUUCCGGACCUGGAAGUUCCGAUCGGCAGCUGAGGUAGCUCGAGCCGAUUUCAUCAAAGUGGUGGGGAUUCUAUGGUGGGUUUCAUAGUGGGGGUAACGGAAGACCGAAAGAUCCGGGUGACACAGUUCUGCAGGCCGCUUCGCGUGUCAAGUUUUCCAGUUUUUUAACGCAACGGCUUUACCGUCGCAUUCAAACUAGCCUCAAAAACUUCGCGAUCGAAUCAAAUCGUCCCUACCGCCUUCCGCUGACUCGCCGUUCUCGGAGUUCCAACAGAGUGCUUCGUCAAUUUGUCCUCGUUCCUCCUUCUCAGCUGUCCCUCCAUCUCCCUUCUUCACUGCGUAUUAAAAAACGGACCUUGCAGAGGAGUAUAAACUUUGAGUGAUGUUCGUCAAAAUGAAGAUAAAGUGAAUCAACGAUAAAAGAAUGACGGAGGUACAUCGAUAUGGGUUGCCGGUUAUCGACACAGCUUGAGGGACCUUUCUACCGAUAAUCCUGUGCCGAAGUGCGCGACGAUUUUUCAAAAACGUGUAAAUAUUUUACAAACUUGCAAAAGAGCUGGAAUCAUCGAUUCGAUUGGGGAUGCGGAGUGACUAGCGAUACAAGCGAAUAUACAAAUAAAAAACACGAAGAGCGAAAAGUCAACGCAGGUAGAUGCCGAUGCUGUUAUAGAAUCGAGGUGAAUUAGGAGAAACGCGUUAUUCGGUGAGGGAUUUUUUGCCUCGGAGAAGAUCUCCGAGUCUAUCUCAGGGAAUGGAGAUGCGUACCGUCCUGGUGGCGAUUUGCCUGUUACUCGUUACUCCGAUCACCGGAUCUCUUUGGGUCGCUGGAAGUCAGGUCGUAAUGGACCCGAUGCUGGUGUGUAAAAAAACGCGAAGACUGAAGGGCAAGCUGGCCGACAUUUGUCGGAAGGAGCCAGCGCUGCUGAAAGAAAUUGUGAAGGGGGUUCAAGUUGGCACCAGGGAAUGUCAGCAUCAGUUCAGAAACAGAAGGUGGAACUGCACGACGGUCAGGCGUUCCCUCAGGAAAAUUUUACUUCGAGACACGAGAGAGACAGGAUUCAUAAACGCCAUCACGGCUGCUGGGAUCACUCACGCUGUCACCAGGGCCUGCACCAUGGGCCACCUCGUCGAGUGCUCGUGUGACAAAACUAUCAGCAAAGGUAGGAGAAAUCGCGGUGGAAAAGCAGCAAGCCGAGCACCCGAUCGAACCAAAAAUCCUUUGGCGGAGGGUGAAUGGGAGUGGGGCGGGUGCGGGGACAACGUGAAUUUCGGUUUCAAAAAGUCCCGAGAUUUCAUGGACGCGCCGUACCGGAAACGCAGCGACAUCAAGACGCUGGUGAAGCUGCACAACAACGACGCCGGUCGUCUGGCAGUGAAAAAUUUCAUGCGCACCGAGUGCAAGUGCCACGGUCUCUCGGGUUCGUGCACCGUUCGUACUUGCUGGAGGAAGAUGCCCCCGUUUCGCGAGGUCGGCAAUCGUCUUAAGGACUCGUUCGACGGGGCGGCAAAGGUGAUACCGAGCAACGACGGUCACAGCUUUAUAACCGAGGGUCCGACGAUCAAGCCUCCCGGUCGUUUCGACCUCGUUUACAGCGAGGACUCGCCGGACUUUUGCAAGCCGAACAGGAAGACCGGCUCCCUCGGGACUCAGGGUAGGCAGUGCAACGCCACGAGCCCCGGCGUCGAGGGCUGCGAGCUUCUUUGUUGCGGUCGCGGUUACGACACGAAAGUCGUCAAGGAGAAGGUCAACUGUCAUUGUAGGUUCAAGUGGUGCUGCGAAGUAACGUGCAACACGUGCGUCGUCAAAAUGUCGGUAAACACGUGUCGUUGAACGACGAUCUCGGUCUCCAGGUUCAUCUGACCCGUGUUUCAGAGAGUGACGAAAGAGGAAAGAAAAAAGAAAAAUCAAUACAUAGAGAAUAAAAAUAAGAAAGAAUAAUGUCGAUUCUUCUUCCGAUCGUUCUCAGGAAACCUCGUCGCGUCAUUUCCUAUCGUUUAAUCAGCGUUUAUAGACUCUGUUAUUUUACUGUUAAUACGCAUGUCUCAUUUCGCGUUUAACGUCACGAUUAAAUCACACACAGGUAAGCAUAAUUCACCGAAAAUUAUACGUUGAUAACACUUGGCCGUUCUGAACACUUCGAGGAGAGAGAAAAUGAGGUGGGAAGAGAAGGCGAGGGGGGAGAUAAUCGAUCUGUUUUUACGUACAUGUACAUCUUUUAUUUGUAAUUUGUAUGUAUAAAUAUAUACCCACACACACAUAUAUAUAUAUACAUAUAAUUUUGUCUUGCCAUAAUAAUUAUUGAUCGUUGUGAUGUAUGUUCUAUGUGAUUAAUUAGGUUAUUAUGUAUAAUGUGUAUAAAUUUCGGUCGUGUAUCGUUCUGCCCGAAAUUUGUCGGUCCCAUCGCGAAGCAUAGUCAAUAAAUUACAAUAGUGUAAGAGAUAUGGUGAAGAAAAAAUAUUAUUGCUACAUUUUUUAUUUCCUCUAAGCAGGAAAUCGUAUUUCGAUUUGAUAAAAUUCUUAGCUUCAUAUUCUAGCGCCUAUUCCAGCUUCUCCGUAUUUAAUCGAUGUAUAAUAUUCAAGUAUCGUCAGCAUUCAUCGAGCCGACUAAUAUUACAUAUUAUCCGCUGCUAUGGGUUGAAUAAUAUAUAUUUAAUGAUUAAUUGAUGAUAAAUUCGCUUAGCUAUGCUAUAAAAUAUGUAGAAAUCUGAGACUCAAUAGCUGGUCUUCGUUCAUUAAUUGUAUUACCAUCAAGUGCCUUAUAAUGACAACAAUAUUUUCCUAACUAUCCUCUGUACAUAAGACUGAUAUAUUAAUCUGAAAAAAUACAAAAAUGAAAACAUA